AUGUCUGUUUCUAAGGUUCAUUCUAGGUACGUAUACGACUCGCGUGGUACUCCCACAGUGGAAGUUGAGGUCACCACGGAUAAAGGAACGUUCAGAGCCAUUGUUCCCUCUGGAGCGUCUACUGGUAUUCACGAGGCAGUGGAGCUGAGAGACGAUGAUAAGUCCAAAUGGAUGGGCAAAGGUGUCCUUAAAGCUGUUUCUAAUGUCAACGAUAUUCUCGGACCCAAGUUGGUGCAGUCAGAGCUCAGGGUCACAGAUCAAAAGGCCGUGGACGACUUACUCAACAAGCUGGACGGCACUGAUAAUAAGAGUAAACUUGGCGCUAAUGCAAUUUUGGGUGUUUCUAUGGCGGUUGCUCGCGCAGGUGCGGCGCAAAAGGGAGUGCCCCUUUACGAGCAUAUUGCAGAUUUGUCCGGUACGAAAAAAGAUCCCUAUGUGUUGCCUGUUCCAUUUAUGAAUGUACUUAAUGGUGGUGAGCAUGCUGGUGGAAGCUUGCCUUUCCAAGAAUUUAUGAUUGGAGCCACGUCUGCCAAAUCGUUUGCCCAAGCGGUCCAGUGGAACUCUGAAGUCUACCAUGUAUUGAAAUCUCUUGCUAAAAAGAAGUAUGGGUCAUCUGCCGGAAACGUCGGUGACGAGGGGGGUGUUGCGCCCGACCUGCGCACUGCCGAGGAGGCUUUGGAUUUAAUUGUAGAAUCUAUUAAAACAGCUGGCUACGAGGGGAAAGUGAAAAUCGCAAUGGAUGCCGCUUCCUCGCAGUUUUUCAAGGAUGGUAAGUACGAUCUUGAUUUCAAGAGCGCUCAGUCAAAUCCAGCUGACUGGCUUACGACUGACCAGUUGACAAACAAAUACCACGAAUUAGUUGAAAAGUACCCUCUUGUGUUUUUGGAGGAUCCUUUUGCGGAGGACGACUGGGCUUCCUGGCAAAAAUUUUAUGCGUCCAAUGUAGGUGUCGCUGUGGUUGCAGAUGACUUGGUAUGCACGAACCCUGUCAGAAUUUCAAAAGCAAUCAAAGAAAAGUCAGCCGACACAUUGUUACUAAAGAUGAACCAGAUCGGGACAGUGUCAGAAACUCUCAUGGCUUCCAAAGAAGCGCUAGAAGCAGGGUGGGGUGUUCUUGUUUCUCAUAGAUCAGGUGAAACUGAAGACACAUUCAUCGCAGAUCUCGUCGUCGGCCUCAGGACAGGUGAGAUCAAAUCAGGUGCGCCCACUAGGUCCGAAAGAGUAGCAAAGUACAAUCAACUUUUAAGGAUUGAGGAGGAAUUGGGUGAUUGUAUCUACGCAGGGGAGAAAUUUCACGAGGGCUUCAGGUUAUAA
Molecule: messenger RNA, 1314 nt
Organism: Lachancea nothofagi CBS 11611
Lineage: Eukaryota; Fungi; Ascomycota; Saccharomycetes; Saccharomycetales; Saccharomycetaceae
Source: the annotation of a GenBank genome assembly